GCCGUGCGUAAGUGAUGGCCAACUCUAGCUGGAUGUAACCAUUGAGAAUCGAGCAUUAUGGGCGACUUGAGCUGGAAAGAUUUUUUGAGCCAGGCCAAGCAGUUCCUCGAAAUUUCGCAGAAGUUGGGUGAUAAUUGGAUAUUGGAACAAAAGGACUCGAAUGAACCAAACACCUAUCUCAAAUGUAGUCAGAAGAUUAAAUGCCGAGGUGGCAAGGACAACUCGGCUGAGUUGGUUAGUGUGGAGUACCAUGUGGUCUUCAGUGUUUCCUAUCAAGUACCAAUGUUGUUCUUCCAGGCACACAGAUCAGAUGGAAGUCUUUUGGAUGUGGAGGCCACUUGGCGAAUGUUCAUGCCCGAAUCGAAGGCCAGCGAUCUCCACCAGAUACUCACCCAGAUGGAUCACCCGGUGCUUUUCAGACCCUUUAUGGCAUUGCAUCCAUGCCGCACCGCCGAAGUGCUAAAGCAGUUCGGAAAGCCCAGCUGCAACCAGGUGCUUACCUUCAUCAGUCUGUACGGACCCCACGUGCAGUUGCACCUGCAAAAUGCGUACGGCUUAAGCCAAGAGUAUACGUAAUUUGAAUUUAUUGGUGGUUUUUUUAAACACUGGUUAUAGGAGUAUACAUGUAUGGAUAAUAUGGCUUAUGCCCUUUUACAGUUUUACAUUUCGUUCCCUAUUUUAGAGUGGUUACACCUUAACUGGGGACCCCAUCGCCACCAGUUCUUGGCACAAGUGAAGAUCCAUGGGGCACAGGGUCGUACCAUGUGACAUGACACCUGAAGCAGCACAUCACAUGGAUAAUUUAAGUUAAAAAUGAAAAACUAAUGAAGUUACGAAAGGAACCCAGCUUUGUACACAGGUUAUAACUCCGCUUAGUGAAUACAUUCAACUACUUAGGCAUUAUUUAUCGCUUAACGUAGUGUAUAGUUUUCAAGUUCCACUUGCUAUUUUCGUUAUUUUUUCUCGGCUAAUAUCAACUAGUAGCUACUUUUCGAUUACUUCGAUUUAACAUUAGACAGGUAUACGCUUACAUCUAGUUGUACUGUACACAAGCGUGGCCUUGCUGAGCCGCUUUGCUUUGCAUUUUACUAAUAUUAAGUGGUUCAUUUAUAAUUAAUGUUAACUGGCUACUGUGUGGCAUUAGCGGCGUCCCGGCGCUGGCACCAAAACCCCGUGUUCCAUGCGGAACCGAGGACUCGUGGGCGCGGGGAAUCGCAUUGAAAAUGUUUAUUUGCAAAAUUAAAUCGACUUUUAUGUAUAUUACGUUGGUUUGCAAUAGUAGUUCGACAGUAUACAAGAGUCCACGUACAUUAAGGAUUAAUCGUGUGCAGUGCGGAUAUCCUGCUGAGGAAGUCUAAGGUCGGUUAGGAUGGCACGUACGAGGAGAACUCAAUUUGGACUCGGAAAAUGGCUAGGAUAUCUCGACGCGCUCCAUAACAUUAGGUGUGAAGUGUUUGUAAAAACUAUGGUUAGUCUUCGAAGUAAGCUUUAAUAUUCCGAACUACUUAGGGGGAGU
Molecule: messenger RNA, 1516 nt
Organism: Drosophila melanogaster (fruit fly)
Lineage: Eukaryota; Metazoa; Arthropoda; Insecta; Diptera; Drosophilidae
Gene: Atg10
Product: Autophagy-related 10
Exons: 4
Coding region: 58-576 (172 amino acids)
Molecular function (GO): ubiquitin-like protein transferase activity
Source: RefSeq, marked reviewed